Messenger RNA from Mirounga angustirostris (Northern elephant seal), 1239 nucleotides. RefSeq names its product C-C motif chemokine ligand 17 (gene CCL17). The record is from RefSeq and is a predicted model, not a curated record. Gene Ontology annotation, cellular component: extracellular region. Lineage: Eukaryota; Metazoa; Chordata; Mammalia; Carnivora; Phocidae. The transcript has 3 exons. Gene Ontology annotation, molecular function: chemokine activity. Bases 504 to 803 code for a protein of 99 amino acids. Gene Ontology annotation, biological process: immune response.
CCAGGAGGCCUGCCCGGAGCCCGGGAUCUCCUCCAGGCCCAGGCUAGGCAGCUCCUCUUGGCUCCUAUCUUGCUGUCCCCUUCGUCCUCCACACAUACAGGACACCAUGCAUGAAGGAGGCUCACCAGCCUCAGGGCAGAGGCCAACCCAGUUUAUGGUAGAGGCUUUUCAGUUCUGCUUAAUAGAGGAACCAAGAAAUGUUCCUGUGAAAGGAGAAGUAUGUCACUGUCGUGGCCCCCGGACACACAUACCCCACCUCUGUCCCCAACGGAGUGUCCAUUCUCUGGAAAGCCACAAACAUUCCCAGAUUGGACUUGUGCUGAAUCAUCUCAAAAUCUUCAGAUUCCACUGGUGUAGGGAAGAAUGUAUGGGGGAGGUGACAGGAGGUGGGGCAAGAUCCCCAAAGAGGUUAAAUAGGUCACCUCCAUACUUGGCUGCCAUCCUCACCUCCCCCCGAGCAGAAGGACCUACACUCACAGGUCCUCUCCUGGGCUCCUGUCACUAUGACCCCCCUGAAGAUGCUGCUCCUCGUCGCACUCCUCCUGGGGGCUUCUCUGCAGGUCACGCAUGCAGCACGAGGGACCAAUGUGGGCCGCGAGUGCUGCCUAGAGUACUUCAAAGGAGCCAUUCCUCUCAAAAGGCUGAAAAUGUGGUACAAGACCUCAAGGGAGUGUCCCAAGAAAGCCAUCGUGCUUGUAACUGUCCACGACAAGUCCAUCUGUUCGGAUCCCAAGAACAGGAGGGUGAAGAAGGCAGUCAGAUAUUUAAAAAGCAUGCGGAACCCUGGGCUCCAGGAAUCCUGAUUUCUGCCUGGACCAUUUGGAGACCUCCAGCCUCAGUGUUCACUACCCCAACCCCGAGCUGCCUGAGUCCAGGGGAGGCCCUACAAGGACAAAGGGGACCCCUGCCCCCUUUUCUGGACUGGAACCAUAGCAGAAAGAGCCCAGAUUAAAGUCUCUCCUUCAUGGACACCUGGGUGGCUCAGUCGGUUAGGCGUCUGCCUUUGGUUCAGGUCAUGGUCCUGGGGUCCUGGGAUGGAGCCCCACAUCGGGCUCCCUGCUCAGUGGGGAGCCUGCUUCUCCCUCUCACUCUGCCUCUGCCUCUUCCCUCUGCUCGUGCUCGCUCAAAUAAAUAAAUAAAUAAAUAAAAUCUUAAAAAAAAAAAAAAGUCUCUCUCUUCCUACCUUAGUCUGGGUCAGUGUGUUCUGGCCACCCAGCCUGUCACACUGGAAGAACAUCU